CGCGCUGACGGGUCGCGGGCGGAUACGCGGCUCGGGCGGACACGCGGCUUUCCGUGCUCUCUAGGUUUUCCUGCUCCGGGCCUCCGGCUUUCAGUUCCGCCAUGGCUCCCAAAGGCGGCUCCAAGCAGCAGUCCGAGGAGGACCUGCUCCUUCAGGAUUUCAGCCGCAACCUGUCGGCCAAGUCGUCGGCGCUGUUCUUCGGGAACGCGUUCAUCGUGUCUGCCAUCCCCAUCUGGUUGUACUGGCGCAUAUGGCAUAUGGAUCUCAUCCAGUCUGCUGUUCUCUACAGUGUGAUGACGUUGGUGAGCACUUACUUGGUGGCCUUUGCAUACAAGAAUGUAAAAUUUGUCCUCAAGCACAAAGUAGCACAGAAGAGGGAGGAUGCUGUUUCCAAAGAAGUGACCCGAAAACUUUCUGAAGCUGAUAAUAGAAAGAUGUCUCGGAAGGAGAAAGAUGAAAGAAUCCUGUGGAAGAAGAACGAAGUUGCCGAUUAUGAAGCCACAACGUUUUCCAUCUUCUACAACAACACUCUGUUCCUGGUUUUGGUCAUUGUUGCUUCCUUCUUCAUACUGAAGAACUUCAACCCCACAGUGAACUACAUUUUGUCCAUAAGUGCUUCCUCUGGACUCAUCGCCCUCCUCUCGACUGGCUCCAAGUAGACCGUGUAGCUUGGCCCCCGCCUUUGCAUCUACGGGUGGCCUGUGCUAUGUGGAAAAGUAUCCGGGUGGCCAGGUUGGGAGACAUACAAGAUGUUUUUAUAGUCUGGAGUUGGAGGGUUUAAAAAUGCAAUAGAAUGUAAUUUAGUGUUUGUUUAUUGGCUCUUUUGACAGAUUGUUGAAAUUAAAUGAAUUGAAAGGGAAACUCAGAGUACCAGGACAUUUAUUAAAAGGCAAGAAGUCUUGCAAUGUGCUCUAAUCACAAGAGGAGAAAGUAACUUGUUUCCUACAUCUGUCAGAGGUCAUGGUAACCUGGACUGAGCUGUUAUUAUUUAUAAUAGGAGGAAGAAGUUAAUAACUGGUUCUCUGUGUUCCAAGCACAAUAUUACAACUUUUGACUGUAAAUCUCAGUGAAUCCUCUUCCCAAAGGAUUAAACAGAAGUCUCUGAGUUUGUAAUUUAUAAUAACUCAAAAACAUGGCCUCUUCACUUUGAGGGAGAGAAACUUGCAACUUUUUUUUUUUUUUUUUU
Molecule: messenger RNA, 1186 nt
Organism: Onychomys torridus (southern grasshopper mouse)
Lineage: Eukaryota; Metazoa; Chordata; Mammalia; Rodentia; Cricetidae
Gene: Ssr3
Product: signal sequence receptor subunit 3
Exons: 5
Coding region: 102-659 (185 amino acids)
Biological process (GO): SRP-dependent cotranslational protein targeting to membrane
Cellular component (GO): membrane; endoplasmic reticulum
Source: RefSeq, a predicted model, not a curated record